CCUCGUAGCCACUCCUCGACAGCCUCGGCGCCAGCAACCGAAGACCUUCGUCGUCCGCCAUUUUGCCGAAUCAUCUGUUUACGUCAAAAGUCUCGUAGUCUCCAUGACAGGAAUUCGUCGUCGCAUUUUAUAAUGAACGCCUUACAGUCCUAUUCUAGUGACGACGACGAGUCAGGGAACGAAGCGCCUGCCAAUAAAAGCUGUAAAACUGGGGAUCCUGGCACGAACUACGACGAUGUCGGAAUGGAUAUAAGUGAGGAUUCGGACGAUGAGGCAAUCUCCAAUGCCAAGGAGAAGUCCGGCAGCAAGGCGGGAGCAGAUGCCAGCAGCGCCCCUUCUACGGUGCCUCCAAAGACCGGCUCUUCCGCAGCAGAUAACCUAAAGAAUCAAAAUGACGCCAAAGAAGGACAGAGAUCCAGUUUACAAGAACGCUUAUUGGGUAUAGCUAGUGGCGGACAUAGGCUGUCCCAGGAUGACCGUGGGGGCACAGCAAACCGUAGAGAAAGUCGCUCUAGUCCCUCACGCAACAGGGAUGAACACCAGCAGGUCAGGAAAUCAAAAUCCAAGUCGCCAAAGGCAAAAUCUCCCAGGGCUCAUUCCCCUUCCAGAAGCGUUAAAAAUAAUCACAAAAAAAG
Messenger RNA from Macrobrachium nipponense, 635 nucleotides. Its product is annotated as arginine/serine-rich coiled-coil protein 2-like. Gene Ontology annotation, biological process: protein polyubiquitination; protein monoubiquitination. Lineage: Eukaryota; Metazoa; Arthropoda; Malacostraca; Decapoda; Palaemonidae. The record is from RefSeq and is a predicted model, not a curated record. Gene Ontology annotation, molecular function: ubiquitin protein ligase activity.